Molecule: messenger RNA, 1108 nt
Organism: Amblyraja radiata (thorny skate)
Lineage: Eukaryota; Metazoa; Chordata; Chondrichthyes; Rajiformes; Rajidae
Exons: 2
Coding region: 71-817 (248 amino acids)
Source: RefSeq, a predicted model, not a curated record
AGUUCAUAACCGCAAUCAUUACUGCUCCCUCAUGUCUCCCAGCACAGCCCUGUAAAAACGGAGCUGUGUAAUGCAUCAGAGUGGUCGACUUACUGAAGACAUCCACAAACGGCAGAUACUACUCAGACACACUAUGGACAGAAAAUGCCUGACCAUGAAAGAUUGUGCUAACAUCUCAUCCUGCAAUCCCGUGAAAGUGAUAUCAGAAAUGAGCCUGAAAAUGGAGGACCAGAAACCUUUUUACAUUGUUGAUUCUUCCUUAGAUGAAGAGGGUUGUGAAACACCACCUGGCAACUUACAAGGCAAAUCACUUUCAGACGAGGUUACGCCUUGCGCUCCUGAUCCCAAAGACAGUGCAAAAGAUCUAAAGAAAGACUGGGUUCCUUCCCACCAGACUCUGGAAGUGCAAGUGGGGGAUACUGGUAAGAUCCAUGCUGGGGGUGACUCUUUUUCGGAGCGCAUUGAGGAUGCAUCUAUCCGCCGCCAGGCUCAUGAUGGGUGGUCCAUUAAUGUCCACGAGACAAGCGGUGGGGCAGGGAAUGGGUCUUGCCCCGUCACUGAAGUUGUCACGGGGAGAGGGCUUGAAAAGGUGAUCAGCACCCAGUGUAAAGGUUCAGCGCAGAGCCAGGAGAGAGAAGAUGGGGCUGGCACUGAGAACACCAACUGCCCUCGUGGUUGUCGAAUCUGCUGCUGGGGGUUCGGCUAUGGCCUCCUCUCCUUGGCGCUGGUGGUCUUUUCACCAUUGGUGAUGAUUGGGUAUUGUUUGUAUGAAGGGUGCCGUUGGCUGUAUAAAUGUAAGGAGUCUUGUCCCAAGUAAGCUGUAAUAUACUUCACCAUUCACUCCUCGGAGAAUCCCAAAGGUCGGCAAGUCUUGUUGACCUCUUCAGUCGUAACCGAGAAAUAUUGAACACUGAACCUAAAUCCUCCAGAUCCACGUGAGAUUAGAGGUUAGGGCUUAGAUAUACAGUGAGGGAACGGGCCCUUCGGCUCGCCAAGUCCACGCACAAAGGCAGUGGUGGGAUUUGAAUCCACGCCUCUGCUGAGACAAGACCCUUUAUUUAUAGGUAGACAAAAAUGCUGGAGAAACUUAGCGGGUGAGGCAGCAUCU